This is a messenger RNA of Durusdinium trenchii, 846 nucleotides long. The record is from the annotation of a GenBank genome assembly. NCBI's taxonomy places the organism in Eukaryota, Dinophyceae, Suessiales, Symbiodiniaceae.
AUGGCGUCGGAGGCGGCGAGGGACUUCUUUGGUGGCACGCUGGGCGGCAUGACCGGCAUCCUUGCCGGACAUCCGCUCGACACUGCCAAGACAAGACUCCAAGCCAUGCCGCAGUUUGACAAAAGCAGCACCCAACGGGUUCUGGUCGAGACCGUGCGUGGAGAGGGCAUGCGGGCUCUGUACAAAGGAAUUUCGUUCCCCUUCUGCAGCACGGCGCUCAUCAAUGCCGUGGUCUUCAGCGUUCAGGGCAUCUCGGAGCGCACUUUGCGCGCUGUUUUCUCUGAUGACCGCCCCCAGCUUACAGGCUUCUUGGGUGGCUGCAUUGCUGGCUUAGCUCAGAGCCCACUGGUUUGUGCAGUUGACCUGGUCAAGACGCAGAGACAGGUUCAGAUGGGCUGGGCCGGCGAAAGGCCGCUGCAGAUCUUUAGGAACCGCAUCCGACACCUUGGUUUCCGCCAGGGUGCCUUGCAGGGCUUGGGGCCCACGGCAGUGAAGGAAUGCCCUUCGUACGGUGUAUAUUUCCUGGUGUACGAGGAAUCCAAGAGCUUACUGGACCCCAAGCUGCCUGUGGUGGUUUCAACCUUAUGUGCUGGCGGCCUAGCUGGCUGCUUCGCGCUGGGCAUGAUCCACCCAGUGGAUGUGGUGAAGGCCCGCAUCCAAGCGCUGCCUACGUCCGCCACUUCGCAGGAACGCGAGCCCUGGCACGCCAUCUCUACAGGCUUCUCUCGAGAGGGGACCACUUUCUUCCUACGUGGCUUUGGAGCCGCCAUGGCACGGGCCUUUGUGGUCAAUGCCGCGACUUUUGGAGGGUACGAAGCCGCUGUCGCUGCCUGGGACGCUUUAUGA